AUGUCUGCCUUAGCGGCGAGAGUCGCUCGUGAUACUUUAGACAUACACCAGCAAUGUAUGGCGGGCGUGCAUAGCUGGGUAAAUAUCCAAUUUAUGGUAACGAAAUAUGUCAACUGGGCUAUCCUACACACCCCUUUCGUUCCAUUCAGUAUCCUCUUUACCCGCGCUGUCCAGGUUUUCGAUGCCGCCGACCUAGCGCGCUUAGAUUGCUUCGCAACUUCAUUGCACCCUGAAGCGGCUUCCCACGAGUCAGCCACCCAGCCGUACAGAUUAUAUGAACUCCUCUGUCAAGCCGCACGACUGUACCUUGGUUCGAACGUCCCUGAUCCGCCCGUAGACCCGACUUUAGCUCUCAAUCUACCAGAUUCUUUUAGCGAGUUUGACUUCACGCACUUUGGGAUGGAGACUGGGACUACAGUCAAUCAGGCUUCGGAGGCUAGUGGCUCUCAAGCUUAUGUACUGAGUGAUUGGUAUUAUGGUACAAACAGCUGUCAUGGCUUGGGCAACAACGCGCCAAUUCAAGAAACUUGGAGGGCUGGGCUUGUGGCAUCAGGCUGGCAGGCAUACGUUGUCUCACUUGCUGGUAGUACCGCGUGGGAUUCUAUUGCCUUAUUCUUCAGCUUGGCCGAAGUCACAGUGUUCGUCAUGAGAAAACUACUCGGAACUCGGACUCCCCUCAUUUGGCCGGGAGAAGGAUAUAGUCCACAGGACCAAGGCCUGAUACCCGGAUCACCUAUCGAAGUGGGAAGGUCAGCACGCCCUUUAAAAAUCCAAAUAUCAUGGCUCGCAUGGAUAGCAGCACUCCUCACUAUCGGCUUCUUAAUCCUCACCUCUGUCUGGGCCUCAGACGUAAGGGUCGCCUCUCAUCUUCGAUUCCUCUAUGAUUCUAGCAGCAACGCAAUCUUCGUUCUCAGCGUUUUGUCCAGCUUCACCGGGCUUUUCCUUGGUGCUACGAUUGCCGCAACAUUCGAGAAGUCUUCCGUGCCUACAUUUCACUUCUCCUACUUUGACGUAAUCAGCUCCGAUCCUUUGUUUCUCGCCUUGGCGGAAGUAAACCGAAGUAUUUACUGUAUCAUUAAUUUCUACGAAGGCAAAGUCAACACUCGAUUAGUAUUCGAUGUGCUCGAGGACACCCCUACGUCUCUCGGAUGGGGCAUGUCACUUUUCAGCGCUUCCCUCGCCAAAAACGUUUCUUCGAUCGCAGACCAAGUAGCCCAAGCCGAUCUAGCUAUGUUUCUUUCCGAACCAUAUCGCACAGUCGACAUAACACCUCCUCCACAACGAUUAAUUCCGUGCAACCAUAUACCGGGGGAAGUGAACGAGCAGAACUGCAGGCGCGUCUACUAUUUACCUGGAGGCUUGGAACUUGCAGCAACACAGGAGGUGAAGAACGUAAUUGAGACCGAAAUCGUCCUUGUGCAGAAUCAGCAGGGCUAUAUUCUAGAUUUUACAGAAGGGCCUGGGCCAAAUGAGGAGUGGAAUUUUGACGCAAAGAGCGAGUGUGAGGUGUAUGGGUUUCCCUUUGGGGCUAUCCACCUGUGUCUUAAGAAUGGAGCGUCAAACACACUUCAGGCUCGCAUCGUGCACUGUCCAACAUCCGUUUCCUCUCUCUCAAACUGCAUCACAAACGCCACUUGGCCAAGCGCACCCGGUUGGACUACCUCUCUCACCACUUCCUUUCGUAACGGCACUGUAGCCUAUAGUAUCACAAACGGUACCAUCCUCUCCCACACAUUCACUAGCAAUCUCAUCCCUGCUCCCGUCUCCGCUACUGAAAUGCUCGCCGGUUACCGCUACGCAUUCUCCACCUUCGACAGCCUCUCUGCUGUCCUUGCCGCCUUCUCGGGCCCUGAGGCCUCAGAUAUGUUCCCCUUAUACGUGUAUCCAGCCAUGGUCUGGGCGAAUCUGAAAUCAAUAGCAAGUUUAAGUAACCAGAACCCGGCGAUUCAGACUCGAGCGCAAGACACUCUUCAAUGCUUGCUAGGAAUCAUGUUAUUCUACUGCCAACCUUCACUAUUUUCUAGCACUCUUUCCAUAUAUUUAAAUGCUACACCGUCGGACCACGAGUCGAACGCAGGGAGGAAAGAUGUUAGGAAGUUGAAAAAGUUUGCGCAAGAGAUGUGGAAAGAAGCGCCUCCAAAUACAAAGGUUAGACAGGCGGUCAGGAGAUACCAGCUUGUGGUCGGCAAGGAUACGUUAAUAGCAUAUAUUGUGCUAUGUGGAGCUUCCCUGUUGGUGUGCUUAGUAACAUUGGGGUGGGCUGAGUGGUGGGCUAGAAGAGAGAGGGUUGUCAUACCGAGUAUUGGGCCGUUUCCGGCGUGGGAUGAGUGGUCUAUGUGUGAGAUUCAGGGAGAAAUUAGGGAUGGAUUGGAUGAAGAGGAUGGGCGGAUUGCCGCACGAGGGAUGCCUAGUGGGGUUGUAAAAUCAGCGGAGAGGAUGAUGAUUUUGCUUGCUAAAAAUGAGAAGGAGACAGGGUAA
Molecule: messenger RNA, 2478 nt
Organism: Lindgomyces ingoldianus
Lineage: Eukaryota; Fungi; Ascomycota; Dothideomycetes; Pleosporales; Lindgomycetaceae
Exons: 6
Coding region: 1-2478 (825 amino acids)
Source: RefSeq, a predicted model, not a curated record